This is a messenger RNA of Salarias fasciatus (jewelled blenny), 1210 nucleotides long. It is a transcript of the gene rilpl2, whose product is annotated as Rab interacting lysosomal protein-like 2. The transcript has 4 exons. The coding region runs from base 203 to 805 and encodes 200 amino acids. Gene Ontology annotation, molecular function: dynein light intermediate chain binding; small GTPase binding; protein dimerization activity. Lineage: Eukaryota; Metazoa; Chordata; Actinopteri; Blenniiformes; Blenniidae. Gene Ontology annotation, cellular component: cytoplasm; ciliary basal body. Gene Ontology annotation, biological process: cilium assembly. The record is from RefSeq and is a predicted model, not a curated record.
UUGCCCUCCUCCGCGCUCCGCCGCGUCGCUCAUUGGAGAGUGAAAGAUGGGGGAAGUGUCGUUUUCUGGAAGUUCACUGAAAGUACAGAGCCGAAAGCUGUAAAACAAACAUUAAAGCUGACUUUUUACCCUUUGGAGUGGAAGGUGUUGCGGGAACGCCGAGUUUUCCCCCCGGGUGUUUGAAGAAGUCUCCCGUUCCGUCAUGGAGUUCGGUGAGGAGUCGUCGCCGGCCUUGGCUUUCGAUAAGGACGCGUUCGAGCUGACGGUGGAGGAUGUUUAUGACAUCUCCUAUGUGAUCGGCCGAGAUUUGCUGAAAAUCAGCAGCGCCGGCGAAGAAGUGUCGGACCUCCAGUUCAGGAUCGUGCGCGUCCUGGAGAUGUUCGAGACUUUGGUCAACAAGUACAACUUAUCCCUGGAGGAGCUGAAAAUGGAGCGGGACAACCUGAAGAGUGAGCUGCACCGGAUCAUCCAGGACGGCUCCUCCGCGCAGGGAGCGCAGACCGUGGGGCCCAAUCAGCUCGUGGUGGACCUGACGGACCCCAACAGACCGCGCUUCACCAUGCAGGAGCUGAAGGAGGUGCUGCAGGAGAGGAACCAUCUAAAAGCUCAGCUCCUGUUGGCUCAGGAGGAGCUGCAGCUGUACAAGAGCGGGAUUUUGCCUCAAGCUGAACCGGCUCUGGUGGAGGUGGAUCUGGAUGCACCAGAACCUGCAGACACAGCCACAGAGAGCAGUCCAGCAGCGACAGACGAUGCAAAAGCAGAGAAAACAACCAUACGCAAACUGUUUUCAUUCAGCCGAAAGUGAGAGAAAAACCCUUCACAAGAAGUGACCAAGUCGAAGACAAACAGGAUUUGUCAGUUCAAAUUAACCACUUUCAGAAUGUCUGAUUUUUUUUUUUAUUAUUAUUAUUAAUUUUGUAUUUGUCUAACAAGCACUAUAUUUUGUACUGGAAAUUUUAACCUAUUAUAGAUUGAGAAAUAUGCAGUUGCAUAAAUUAUGUACAAAUUUCUCAUGAGGAGAACUGGAAAGUAUUUUCUAACUAGUGUUAAUGAAGCAACUGAACAGGAAAUUGUUUCUGUGUUUUGUAUUUUUUGUAAAUUGUAAUAGUUCCAAUAUUACUUAAGUAAUCUGAAGCACACAUACCCUCACCCUCAUCAGUGGUCUAUGAAGGACUCCCAUCUAAAAACCCAAUGAUUAAAUAAUGUGUUG